Molecule: messenger RNA, 1764 nt
Organism: Cydia fagiglandana
Lineage: Eukaryota; Metazoa; Arthropoda; Insecta; Lepidoptera; Tortricidae
Product: zinc finger protein 431-like
Exons: 7
Coding region: 63-1430 (455 amino acids)
Biological process (GO): regulation of transcription by RNA polymerase II
Cellular component (GO): nucleus
Molecular function (GO): RNA polymerase II cis-regulatory region sequence-specific DNA binding; zinc ion binding; DNA-binding transcription factor activity, RNA polymerase II-specific
Source: RefSeq, a predicted model, not a curated record
UAUGCUCAGUGCUCAUGCUGUACUAGUCCAAAAUAGCAAAUUAUAGCUAUUUUACUGAGUGUAUGUUUCAGAAAUUCAUUGUAAUGAAUACUUGCAGAACCUGCCUAAAAUCUCCAGCCAAUAAAAAUAUUUCAGAGCUGGCUAAAGGUAUAGAAGACGAUGACAAACAGUGCGCCGAUAUCAUGGCAUUUUGUUUAGAUAUAAAGGUUACAGGAGACUCCAAAAUAACAACGAAUCUAUGUUACAACUGCUAUAGAAAAAUUAUAUCGUUUUACAAAUUUAAGACACUAUCCUUAAAAAAUGAUGCAUAUUUGAAAUCUCUGGAUGAUGUGCAGUUGAAAGAACAGAAACUUUCUUUUUAUGUGGAUGAAAACGGCGUAAAACACGAAAAUUUCUUGGAGCCUGACGAUUAUGGUCCAAAUUUAGUUGAAUAUGGCAAUACAGAAAUAAGAAAGAAAAUUGAUUGUAAUGCGUUUUCUUUGAGGAAUGUUAAAAUAGAUGACAUAGACGUUAAAUAUGAAGAAACGUUAGGAGAUACUGAAACAUAUGAGGACUAUAACAUUGUAGAUGAAGAAAUUUUAGGAGAUUCUCUAACAUAUUACAAGUAUGACAUGAAAGAAGAUGUAGCUUCUGAUGAUGAUGUAGAUGGAGGAGAGCCAUGUUGCAAAAUUGAGAAUAUACAAAGUGACAAUAUUAGGAGCGGGGCUAAAGGAACGGCAACAAAAUAUAAAAAACUUGGCUCCAAAAAGAAGCCACAAAUUCAAGCGGCAAAAAAGGUGACAAAGCAGAAAGAUAAUGGAAAAAUGUUACAAACAAAACGUAAAAAACGAAACUGUAAGAAACUACAAAAAACAGCAAAAAAAAUAAAAGACCUGAAGGAGAAUGGAAAGGUGUCGCUAGGGCCUCAUAUCUGCGAGCAAUGUGGUGUAACCGUACUUGACAUUAAGUCACACUCUUUGACUCACAAGUUUAAGGAUGAACGGAAAAUGCUGAAGUGCGAGGCCUGCCCUAAACUGUUUGUUUCCAGAGGUGGUAGACGCAGACAUUUCAAAAUCCACCAUUUAGGUCGAAAGGCCAAGUGUGAUAUUUGUAAUGGACAUUACGUCCAUCUGAAUACACAUAUUAUGCAAGUACAUAAGAAGGCUGAACUGCGAUUCUCCUGCGUGACGUGUGGGCGCCGCUGCGUGUCGCGGCCUGCGCUGGACAAGCACAUGUACACGCACGCUAAGACUGUAGAUAAACAGUUUGAAUGUGACCUAUGCCACAAGACGUUUACGUUCAAGGAUCAGAUCAAGGACCAUAUAAAGCGAGUCCAUGAAAAUGUGAAAGAUUACCAAUGCGAACACUGUUCCAAAACGUUUUUCAGUAAAUAUGAGGUUAUAAGUCAUUUAAGGUUUGAUUGUCUCGUUUGGACAGUGGACACCCACUAAGUUUCAAUUUUGCGCAGGAGACACAAGUCACAUUGGAGUGCCAAUUCGAGUGCGGGGAGUGCGACAAGGCCUUCAAGUACAAAAACACGCUACGAGCGCACAUGCUGAUUCACAGAGAUAUAAUAUAUUAUAUCAGGGACUUCAAGUGCCAACUCUGUGAACUACAGGACAGCUGCGCCAUACUCGCUGUGCGCCAAGGAUGGCCGACGCUCAACACAUCACCUGAUAGAUUCGGAGGCCGAAAUAUCUAUAGGAUUUAAAGGAUUGCUUGAAUAAGGCUUCAUCUUUUUAUUGGAACAUUUGGAACCAAAUAAACGUUAAAUUAAAUUUAAUG